Molecule: messenger RNA, 944 nt
Organism: Hydra vulgaris (swiftwater hydra)
Lineage: Eukaryota; Metazoa; Cnidaria; Hydrozoa; Anthoathecata; Hydridae
Product: estradiol 17-beta-dehydrogenase 8
Molecular function (GO): oxidoreductase activity, acting on the CH-OH group of donors, NAD or NADP as acceptor
Source: RefSeq, a predicted model, not a curated record
AAAUUAGUAAAAUUACUUCUAUGUUAUGUUUUUCACCCCCGCCGACAUACGGUUUUAAUUUUUGUUUAUAUUUUAAAACAAUUUAUAAAAUGAUUAAAUGGCGGGAAGUUUGUCGGGCAGGUUGGCGCUUAUUACUGGAGCUGCAAGUGGAAUAGGAAAAGCUGUGUGCGAGUUGUUUUCUAAGGAGGGUGCUAUUGUAAUAGGUGUUGGUUUAGGUGAUGUUUCAGGAGUGAUCAGUAGCUUAAAAGAAAGGUUUGAUGAAAAGCACUUAAGCUUGGUUGUUAAUGUCUCUCAAAAUAAGCAGGUUGAAGAUCUUGUAAAGGAGAUAUGUAAGAAAUAUUCUAGACCACCAUGUAUUGUUGUAAAUUGUGCUGGAAUCACACGAGAUGCGCUCAUGGUUAAAAUGAGUGAAGAAGAAUUUGAUGAUGUAAUAGAUGUUAACUUAAAGGGCACAUUUCUAGUUACAAAACAUGUUGCUGCAGAGUUAAUUAAAAGUAAAGUAAGGAAUGCAUCUAUCAUUAAUAUUGCAAGUAUUGUGGGUAAGAUUGGAAAUAUUGGUCAAACUAAUUAUGCAGCAUCAAAAGCUGGCGUUAUAUCACUUACUAAAUCAGCUGCAUUGGAAUUAUCGAGAUACAAUAUUCGUUGCAAUGCAGUUUUGCCAGGGUUUAUUGAAACAAAUAUGACUCAAAAAAUCCCUCAAAAUGUUAAAGAAAAGGUUAAAGCCAUGAUUCCAUUAGGAUAUUUUGGUCAAGCAGACGAUAUUGCAAGAACUUGUUUGUUUUUGGCAUCAGAACAAAGUCGUUACAUUACUGCUGCUGCUAUUGAAGUUUCAGGUGGUCUUGGUGCCUAAAGUUCAGUCAUUGGCUUUUCCAGUCGUAAAAAGUAGUUUUUAUUUGUAAUUUGUAAUUAAUCGCCACAAUUUUUAAAUAAAAUUUAUCAAAGAA